GUGGGCUGUACUAUACUUUUAUGUCUUACGGGGUACUACGUUAUUAUGGAAUGGGAAAGUAGCGAUUCUACAGCCAUGUUAACUAUGUCUGUGAUACUUACAUCUUUCGCUUUUUCCAUUUUUACUAAUUGCUACGUCGGUCAACUGUUGACAGAUCAGAGCCUGAAGCUUGGAUUAAUGACGUCCACAACCAAUUGGCAUCGUCUUCCGCAUAAAAGGGCUCGAACUCUAAUCCUGAUAAUGGCGGUUUCUAAUAUUCCGGCAAAAAUCUCAGCGGGCAAAAUGAUAGAAAUGUCUCUACCUACGUUCAGUAAUGUAAGUUGA
This is a messenger RNA of Temnothorax curvispinosus, 324 nucleotides long. Its product is annotated as odorant receptor 33a-like. NCBI's taxonomy places the organism in Eukaryota, Metazoa, Arthropoda, Insecta, Hymenoptera, Formicidae. The record is from RefSeq and is a predicted model, not a curated record. The coding region runs from base 46 to 324 and encodes 92 amino acids. Gene Ontology annotation, biological process: detection of chemical stimulus involved in sensory perception of smell; sensory perception of smell. Gene Ontology annotation, cellular component: plasma membrane. Gene Ontology annotation, molecular function: olfactory receptor activity; odorant binding. The transcript is spliced from 3 exons.